AAUACGUUACUAUAUAUCCCCAAUUGUAUGUCCUUAUUCCUUAAACAAUUGAAUAAUCUGGUGUUUUAUGAACAAGGCAACUUACCAGGAAUGUUUUGCAGGUCUGGGCCUGGAAGAUUGACACAUCUCAAUGAAAUAAAUGUUCAUGGAGAAGCCAACGAUCCAAGACGCUGGCAGUUGUAAACCCUUAACCACCUUUGUGCAAACAGACACAGUUGCUUUCCGAGAGGUCGUACAGCGAUUAACAGGACCAUCAGAGGGUGAUGCAGCGCAAGGGGCAGCGACAAAAGCUACUGGCAUUAAGAGACAAACCUCCAAACUCCAUGAAAGAAGGCAAUAUAUGAGGCCAAAGCUUGAGAUAGUCAAACCCUCUGUCAAUUUUAAGCCUCUCAGUUCUCCAAGCAGAUCAGGGAAUGCUGGUUUCCUCCCAAGUCCUGUAGGCACCCCAUCCACAAUUUUCUCAAAACUGUCCAUACAAGAAGAGGAAAACAAAAUCGCGUCAGCAGUUGCAGAUUUAAAUGGUGAGGAAGAAGAUAAAGCCAUCAAAGAGAGGCAAUUUUAUUUGCAUCCAUCACCUCGAUCUAGACCAGGAUACACUGAACCCGAGUUACUUCCCUUGUUUCCAUUAACAUCUCCCCAAACAAGUGAAAAACGAUGAAUUUCACUCUAUGUAUUUCUCCCACAAUGAUUUUUUUUGACACUGAGACAGUAUUGCAAAACAUCAAUUUGCUUCUCCAAUUACCAUUUACUCUACAUUGCCUUGUUCUUUAUUUUUUCCCCCCAACAGUCAUUUAUAUAGGAAAAUAGCUUCCCUGACAUGAUAAGACAUGAUAAGGUGCUAAUGCAAAUGUGAAGAAAGAAUACAACCAUACAAGGAUGAUUCACUGUACUUAAAGAUCAAGCAAAUGCAGAAUACUUGGGAGAAACAAGCAUAUGUAGUAACGAAAUAUUCAAUUCCGCACUUCAAAAACAAUAGAGAUGCAAAUUCAUAAUAGCAAAUAUACGCAUAGUAUGAAACCUUGAAUCUGCAAUUGAAACGUGAAUGUCUGAAUCUUGAGUAUCAAUCAAAAGAAAAUUAGUCAUAGAAGCUGACAUCAUAUCCAACUACCAGAAUUCAGAAAAAAAAAAAAAA
Tripterygium wilfordii is the source of this 1132-nucleotide messenger RNA. RefSeq names its product VQ motif-containing protein 31-like. The transcript has a single exon. NCBI's taxonomy places the organism in Eukaryota, Viridiplantae, Streptophyta, Magnoliopsida, Celastrales, Celastraceae. Bases 140 to 658 code for a protein of 172 amino acids. The record is from RefSeq and is a predicted model, not a curated record.